ACCUAGCGGUGUAUUUACCUUUUGAAUAUGAAUCUGAAAACAGACGAUCUUCCUCGCGUGUCAAAUGGCUGACGUGGACAAGUUGGAUAGCUAUGUAACAGGAAAUUUGACGGAAUCCGAAGUUUUAGAAAAUAAGCCUUCGCGGGAUUCUAUGAUGCCUCUUCCUGUGAAACUCAAUCUCUCCGUCCCCGCCGCAUCUGAAUGGAUAGGCUCUCGAAGGAAGAAUCUUAAGCCGUGGUUUCAGUUUGUACAAACGUCAAAGUUUCAAAGUCCGUCAUCCGUGCCUCUUCUGGGUGCUAGAAUUGUGAAGAAUAUCGAUCAUUUUCAGAGCAAUUAUUUGUGCAUAUUUAUCAUACUUAUUUUGUAUUGCUUGUUAACAUCACCCCUACUUUUGUUUGCUGUGGGCACAUCUUUAGGAGCUUGCUUUUUUAUAUCACGCAAAAAUAUUGAUCAGAAAAUAUGUUUAUUUGGUCAGGAACUCAGCUUAGCUCAGCAAUAUGGACUUAUUGCUAUGGUUUCCCUUCCACUUUUCUAUCUAGCAGGAGCUGGUUCUGUGGUCUUCUGGGUUUUAGGUGCUUCUAUGUUUUUCAUCAUUCUUCAUGCAUCAUUUUACAAUAAUGAAUCACCUGAAGAGAGUUUUGAACUCCCUAUUCAACAGGUUUAGAAUUUUUAUUUCAUUAUUAGUGUUUGCCAAUUAGCCUUAAUUUAAUGAAUCAUCUAAUAAUCUAUC
Messenger RNA from Daphnia carinata, 730 nucleotides. RefSeq names its product prenylated Rab acceptor protein 1-like. Gene Ontology annotation, cellular component: Golgi apparatus. Lineage: Eukaryota; Metazoa; Arthropoda; Branchiopoda; Diplostraca; Daphniidae. The record is from RefSeq and is a predicted model, not a curated record. Bases 65 to 664 code for a protein of 199 amino acids. The transcript has 4 exons.